AUUCCCAGAGAGAAGGAGACCUGAGGAAACCAAACCUAAAACGGACCUAGGAGGGGCUUUCUGCUAAAGGACACUGCUUAGAAUUGAAAAUAAUUCACUUCAUUGCAUUACGGAUUACUGGCUUCCAGAGUUUUCUGCAAUGCUGCCACGGUGGCCCCUCACAGGAGACCAACAUCUCAGCACGGGACCUUGUGCACCUCCACGGCUCUUCAGGCUGAACUGAAGAUCCCUCUUAUUUGUGGGGCGCCAAGAACUAUGAACAGACAGGGCAACAGAAGGACAACAAAAGAAGGAUCCAGUGAUUUGAAAUUCCAGAACCUCUGUCUGCCGAAAAAUAGGUCAUGGCCUCGAAUGCACAAUGCCAGCGGCCAGUACCGGGCUGUCGACAAGCCUCUUCUGGAACAGGAAAGGAACUUUGCUGUGGCAGUUCUGGAUGGAUCAAAAGACCACAUGGAUGGCGACUAUGAGGACCCUGAGCUUCACAUGGUAGAAGCAUGGCCAUCAAUACAAAUUUUGCCAGCCAGGCCUAUAAAGGAAUCAGAAUAUGCAGAUACACGCUAUUUCAAGGGUAUGAUGGACACUCCCAAUCCCUUAGACACCAAGACCUCUGUCCCCAUGGAGCGCCAUCCCUGGUGCACACAGAUGGGGCUGGAGAAAGUGGGCAAACCCGUUUCCAAGGAUUCCAGAAGCCAACAUGUUAAAGGAGACAGACCCACAAAGGGAAACAAGACUCCUUUACCACCUCCUCGGCCACUUGCCACUCUUCCAAAGAAGUACCAGCCCUUGCCCCCACAGCCGGAGAGUAGCUGGUCGCCCCUCCCUCAGAGGCUCAGCCUCCCCAAUGUCCAGAAAGGACCCAGGCAGAUAAGCUUAAAGGACUUAAGUGAGGUCCUUGGGACAGAUCGAGUUCCUCAUUAUCAGAUGAAACCUGAAUCAAUUCACCUGUCACGAAAUCAAAGCCCUCCAGAGAUUCCUCUUGCCACUGCCAGCUCACCAUUCGUGACCAGGAACCACAGUGUGCAAAACAGAGAUCAUAAAGAAAGCAUGCAGUUUCAUCCUCCUCAGAGAUGUCAGUCUCCAGCCCACCUCAGCCCUCAGGAAAAUUCACUGCACUAUAAAAACACAAACUGGAGAAAACCUUUCCCCACAAGGCCUGAUGAAAAGGAUGUCCAACAGAAUGACUGGUACAUCGGAGAACACAGUCGCCAGGCAGUGGAAGAGGCAUUAAGGAAGGAGAACAAGGAUGGCACUUUCUUGGUCCGAGACUGUUCCACGAAAACCAGGGCAGAACCCUACGUGCUGGUGGUGUUUCACGGGAACAAAGUCUACAAUGUGAAAAUCCGUUUCCUGGAGAAGCAUCAGCAGUUUGCCCUGGGGACAGGACUGAGGGAGAUGAGGUGGUUUAACUCAGUGGAAGACAUCAUCGAACACUACAAGUAUUUUCCCAUCAUACUAAUUGACGGGAAAGACAAAACUGGAAUCCACAGGGAGCAAUGCUACCUGACUCAGCCCCUCCCCCUCAGCAGGUGCUUCUCACCUUGGUAGUCGGAUUUUGUUUUCUCUGCGGUUCCAAUCCCACCAGAUCCAAUACCUCUACCCACUUUUCAUUGAUUUCAAAAGAUGAUUUUUCUGUGGCUUCGAGGGAUCCUUUUUUUGACUUCAGAGAAAAGGAAAACAUUCUAUAAUGGAAAUUGGAAAAUUGAUCUCAGUUUUGAAAGUUCAAACCACAGAGAAAUAUUGGUAAGAACCAAAAAUAAAAACGGGCUUUUAAAAAAUAUCUCCUAAAGAGAAAACUAUAAACGUGGUCACCAUGGGUCACCAUCCUUCCAGAUGAGAAAUAAAGGUGAUGAGAAGCUUUGCUUAGAUGUUUGCAGCUAGCAUGGGACAAAUCUGUGUGAGACUGCCAUACCUAUUCUCU
This is a messenger RNA of Lutra lutra (Eurasian river otter), 1918 nucleotides long. RefSeq names its product cytokine-dependent hematopoietic cell linker-like. The transcript has 20 exons. The record is from RefSeq and is a predicted model, not a curated record. Lineage: Eukaryota; Metazoa; Chordata; Mammalia; Carnivora; Mustelidae. Gene Ontology annotation, biological process: cell surface receptor protein tyrosine kinase signaling pathway; intracellular signal transduction. The coding region runs from base 256 to 1545 and encodes 429 amino acids.